Triticum aestivum (bread wheat) is the source of this 2117-nucleotide messenger RNA. RefSeq names its product mitochondrial-processing peptidase subunit alpha. The coding region runs from base 27 to 1655 and encodes 542 amino acids. Gene Ontology annotation, biological process: proteolysis. The transcript has 13 exons. Lineage: Eukaryota; Viridiplantae; Streptophyta; Magnoliopsida; Poales; Poaceae. The record is from RefSeq and is a predicted model, not a curated record. Gene Ontology annotation, molecular function: metalloendopeptidase activity; metal ion binding. Gene Ontology annotation, cellular component: mitochondrion.
UCCUCGCGGCAGAGAGUAGAGCCGCCAUGGGCCGAUUGUAUCGCGGAUUCGCUCACGAUAAGCACGGUGGGCUGAUUGUAUGCAGGUCCGGAAUAGCCUGCUCAUUCUCAAAACUACGGCCCACGACCCGGCCAGACUCACUCAACCGACGCACGCUCUCGUCGUGCACGAACACAGAGCCCUCAGCUCCUCGGCGGCCCUCCCCUCUUCUCCCUCCCUGUCGCCAGUCCCCGCCCUCGGAGCUCCCGGGCCGCGGCGGCGGCAGCCAUGUACCGGAUCGCCGGCAGCCACCUCCGCGCUCUCAAGGAUUCUUACGACGAGUAAGUGAUACGUUAGGGUUACGAUUUCUACACUCAACUUUGCCGUUGGUGUUGAUGGGAAUCCACAACCUUGUUACUUCCGCUAUUUGGAUUGAGAGUCCAGCAGCAACAGUGGGAUUGUAUAUUGAUUGUGGUUCUAUGUAUGAAACACCUGGUUCAUCUGGAGCAUCGCAUCUACUGGAGAGAAUGUCAUUCAAGAGCACCACAAACAGGAGUCAUUUGCGGCUAGUACGCGAGGUAGAGUCCAUUGGAGGGAAUGUCUCUGCGAUAGCUACUCGUGAACAAAUGUGCUAUACCUAUGAUGCAUUCAGGGCCUAUGUACCUGAUAUGGUUGAAGUGCUUAUUGAUAGUGUGAGAAACCCAGCAUUUCUUGAUUGGGAGGUUAAAGAGCAGCUGGAGGAGAUCAAAGCUGAAAUAGCUGAAUUUUCUGCUAAUCCUCAAGGUUUACUUUUAGAGGCUCUCCAUUCUGCUGGCUAUACUGGGGCACUGGCAAAUCCCUUGAUAGCACCAGAGCCUGCCAUACAUAAAUUGGACAGUAGCAUUCUUAAGGAAUUCAUUGCUGAAAACUACACAGCACCCAGGAUGGUCCUGGCGGCAUCAGGCGUUGAGCAUGAUGUGCUAGUUUCAAUUGCUGAGCCACUUCUCUCUGAUCUUCCUGCUGUGAAGCGUCCAGAAGAGCCAAAGUCAGUUUAUGUGGGAGGAGACUAUCGUUGUCAAGCAGACUGUCAAAACACACAUGUUGCUCUUGCUUUUGAAGUGCCAGGUGGAUGGUAUGAAGAGAAAACAGCUAUUACUGUAACUGUCCUUCAGAAGCUCAUGGGGGGAGGUGAUUGGUUCUGUACUGGCGGUGUUGGCAAGGGCUUGUAUUCUCGAUUAUCUCUCCGGAUAUUAAGCCACUACCAUCAGAUCGAAUCAUUCUCCGCUUUCAAUCAUAUCUACAACUAUUCUGGUCUUUUUGGAAUUCUUGCAACAACCAGCCCAGAUUUUGCCUCGAAGGCUGUGGAUUUGGCAGCUGGGGAACUUCUUGAAGUUGCCACUCCUGGAAAUGUUACACAAGGACAGCUUGAUCAAGCUAAACAGGCAGCAAAGUGUAAAGUUUUGAUGGACUUGGAAUCAAGAGCUGUUGCAUGUGAAGACAUUGGGAGGCAGGUUAUGACUUAUGGUGAAAGGAAACCCAUCGAGAAAUUCUUGAACGAUGUCGAAGCAAUUACUCUGAAUGACAUUUCUUCAACUGCCAAGAACAUUAUUUCUACACCCCUUACGAUGGCAUCAUGGGGUGAUGUUACUAAUGUCCCAACCUACGAGUCUGUUAGCAGGAAGUUUCAUUCAAAGUGAGCGAAAGCCCAUUGCAGGACAUGUUCCGGCUGCACAAGAUAUGCAGAGAUGUGUAACUCUUGUGGCAAUGGCCCUAACCACUGGACCCCGCUGAACACAUUUUUUUAUGCACUGUGAAAACAUGUUGGUGGUGCUGACUGUCUUACUACUCCAUCCGCCUUGAAUUACUUGUAUCAGAAAUGGAUGUAUCUAGAACCAAAAACAAAAUUGGCAAAAACAAAAUGUUCCCAACUAGAAAUACGUCUAGAUACAUUCAUUUCUGCGACAAGAAUUGUGGGACGGGGGGGGGGGGGAGUAUUAGUUAGUACUGUAAUUAUUUUCCUCAAUUAUGUAUAUAUUUUGAAAGAUCGGCAGCAGGCUUGAACUCCUUUUUUCGUCUUUUUUUCUAGUCAUUUUGUUUGUUUGUAUUGUGCCUUAGCUCAGUUCUUACGGCUAGAUUUUUAAAGCAUAAGAAUUAAGAAA